Molecule: messenger RNA, 861 nt
Organism: Paraglomus brasilianum
Lineage: Eukaryota; Fungi; Glomeromycota; Glomeromycetes; Paraglomerales; Paraglomeraceae
Source: the annotation of a GenBank genome assembly
GGAGAAAUAAAAACUGCAAAAGCAAGAAUAGAAGAGCGAUUAGAGGGUUCUUCGUCGCAAGUAAUUGAAUUAAGGAAGCGGUUAACCGACAGCGAGAACCAAGUAGCACGAAUAGAAAAUAGACUUGAUGAAAGAAAUAGAACAAUACAGUCUCUAACCAAUCAAUUAGCCGAUUUGCGAGUAGAAGGCAGCGAGAAGGAUAGUAAAUUACGGGAAAAAGAGGGCGAAUUAGAGAGAAAAAAUGAAGAAAUUAAAAAUUCUCAAAAUCAGGCUGGUUUAUCUAAGGAAGAAUUAUUAAAGGAAAAAUUGCGUUCAGAAAAGGCUCGUAAAGAACGCAAUCAAGUUAAUAGUGAAGUUCACGAGGAAAAUAUUGAGAGGAUUAAACAAGAAUUAUUAGAAAAAAAAGUUAAUAUUAUAAAUAUUCAAGAAAUCUGUCGUAAAUGUGAAAGGAUAGCCGAAUUGCGUUCAGAAUUAGGUUUUGAACCAAUUCAAAGUCAAACUCGGCCGCAGCAGGCAAAUUAUUCUUUUGAGGUUAGCGAAACCGCGGCCCCAGAAGAAAUAAAAAAAUCUUAUCGAAAAUUAGCCUUAAAAUGGCACCCUGACAAGUGGGGAACUAAAAGUGCGGAAGAAAAAGAAACCGCCAAUAAAAAAAUCCAAGAAAUAAACAAGGCUUACGAAGUUUUAGGUAAUGAAGAGAAAAGGAGAAGGUAUGAUUUAGGCGAGACCGAUUUUUCCGCUAGUGGUUAUGACUAUGAAGAAGAGUUAGAGGAAUUAAAUAGAAAAAAGGAGGAAAUAGAUGAUGAGUUAGAGCAAACCAAAGAACAAUCAAAAAUAAUUGCCCGUAGUCAGGUAAUUACUUGA